AUGAGUCCACGGCGAGACGCAGGGCUGCUCCGCUGCGUGGGACUCACCGCGCUCCUCCUGUGCACAGUGGUGGAUUGCAACGUGAUCCAGGAGGGCCUGCAGAGGUACGGCCCCUCACCAAUCUAUCUGCCUGUCAGCUACCGGAUCCUCAAUGCCGAGUCAGCGUUCUUCCUGCAGGAGGUAAACCAGGACUUAAUGAGGAACUCCAGCCUGCAGGCUCGCACCGAGUCCUUCUUCAUCCACCAGGCCCGGCAGAUGCCCUUUGUCAAUGCAAGCUAUGGGCCCUUGUCUGUUCAGCAGCCUGUCCCCCUGGAGCUGCUCCAGACCCUGCCAGGGCCGUUUAACACACCCUCCUUCACUACAUCAUCAGUGCCAACAUCAGCAUCAUCGUCACCUCUCUUUACAUUCAACUGGAAGGUCCACACCUAUAUUAUCAGUGAGAGGAUUCACCCCAGUUGGCCAAAGGUUCAAGUGUUGUUCUACAUUGCAGGGAGAGACUGGGAUGAUUACACCGCCAUUCACAAGCUGCCCUGCGUGCGGAUGUUCGCCUUCCACGAGACUCAAGAGGUGCGUGGGACAUGCAGGCUAAAAGGGGAGCUGGGCAUAUGUGUUGCCGAGCUGGAGCCCCUCGCCAGCUGGUUCAGCCUGCCCACCGUCAGGCCGGGUAGGCAGAGAGUCUCUGAGCAGGCCCAGGGCACUCCUGUGGAGCUCUACUACAUGGUUCAAACCACGGACAGUGGAGACUGCAGCUCAGAGGAUUCAAGAAAGGGCAGCUCCAUUCGCCCUGACCAGCAGAGGCCAAUGGGCUAUUUUGCAGGGCAUACACCAAUGCAGCGCAUUGGGAGCGUCAGGCUGUUUCAGCCGCUGUCGGAGCUGAAACUGGACAAUAAUUUUGUGGUGAUGGCGCCCUCCAAGCCCAUCCGACAGAGAGAAACAGUCUCUACAUUUCUGGCUCUUUCCACGCUUUCUUCAGUGCCAAUUUUCACCCUCAGGGUCAAGCUGAAAGACGGCGUGGCGUUCCUGGGAGCUAGAGCCAGUAACCCUGUUGUGUGGACGGUGAGUCAGGAUGUCAGAAGUGAAGGUCACAGGGUUGUCACCCUCCACUGUCGGAGGAAGGAGAACAGUUUUAGUCAAAGGGCGGAGGGAGCAGGCUACCAGCGAGUGCUGCAAGUUGACCUGGAGGUUAACGGGUUGAUGGUGACUCAGGGGGGAAGGGAGGUGACGUGGCAGGUGGAGUAUCCGCUCACCCGCACCCUGACCAGUGAGGUGCCGACUCUCAUCCGCCUGGCGCCGCAGGACUUGGGUGGCAUCGUGCCUCUAGCUAUGGACAAUGAGAUCCUCAACACAGCUGUCCUCAAUGGGCGAACAGUCGCUGUACCAGUAAAGGUGGUCACCGUAGGUACAGACGGAGCGGUCUCUGAUGUAACAGAGUCAGUGGAGUGCAAGUCAACAGAUGAACAGGUUAUUAAGGUGUCAAAGCGAUGUGACUACGUGUAUGUCAACGGGAAGGAGACAAGAGGAAAGAGCAAAGUGAUGCUCAACUUUACCUACAGUUUUCUGAGCGCCCAGCUGGAAAUGAGUGUAUGGAUGCCCCGCCUGCCCUUGUACAUCGAUGUGGCCGACCCCGAGCUCAGCCAGAUAAAGGGCUGGAGGGUCCCUGUUAGUGCGGGCAACAGAAGGUAUGAGAGGGUCACUGACUACAAGGAUGAAGACGAUGCAGCUGAGGAGAGGACAGAAAGUGGCUGCGUUGCCCAGUAUCAGAGCACCACCCUGCGUGUCCUCACACACUUUGUGGCAGAUACGGGGGAAGUUAGAGGAGCCGUGGAGGAGGAUGGGCUGGGCCAGCAAAACUUUCUGCUCGGAAGCGACUGGCAGGUGGAGGUGACACAGCUGGUCAAGGAUUCUCUGAGGGUGGAGGUCCCGAGGGUUGCACAACUGAUGGAGGGCCAAAUCUUAAUAGGGAUGAGCGCCGGAAUCACCAAAAUACAGGUGCUGUCCCCUCUGACUCCAUCAGUCCUGGCUGAGAGGAGCAUCAGAGUGGUGGAUGAUAAAGUGAGUGUGACAGAGCUGGGGGUGCAGUUGGUUUCUGGACUCUCUCUGUCACUGCAGCUCAGCCCAGGGAGCAACAGGGCCAUCGUUGCCACUGCAACCACACAGGAAGUUACUGAAUCCCUCAAACAGGAGUCCCUCAUCAGUGCUUGGCUCCAGUUCAGUGAUGGAUCCAUGUCUGCUCUAGAUAACUACAACCCUGCCCAUUUUACCCUGACAGCCACCUCUUUAGAUGAACAGGUGGUGGCAGUGCAGCAUAGUGCAGCCUGGAAGUGGCCUGUCAUUGUUGCCAAGGGGGAAGGCCAGGGUUUGCUUGUGCGCGUUGAAAUGAGCCAAUCUGAGGUGUGCCAGAGGGGAAAACGGCGUACUGUCUUAGCCACUGGAAUGGCAAACAUACAGACAAGGUUUGGUCAGCCAGAGGAGCAAUACAAACAACCGGGAGAUCGACGAACACGUCCUGAUCCUCCAUAUUAUGGCGGAUCCAUCGCAGACAUGGAAACUGGGUUGAUCAACCGUGGAGCGACUACCAUCAGGGGCCACGUCCCAGUAAGGCCUAAUGGGGGCCGUCUAUCAGCGGACAGCGGGGCAAGGGUUCCAAAUGAAUUCUCUGAAUAUCCAGACCAGGCAGAGCUGCCUCGUAGCCGCAGCACUGAUGACGACUUGUUACCAUCCAAGCGAGGUCUAACAGACCUGGAGAUUGGUAUGUACGCCCUGCUGGGAGUCUUCUGCCUGGCCAUCCUGGUUUUUCUCAUUAACUGCAUCUCGUAUGCAUAUAAGUACCGUAGCAAACAACUGUCCUUGGAGGCCCCAGAAGCAAUGCCCCAUGCCCAUGACUGGGUUUGGCUGGGCCAAGACGAAGGGUUAUGUCUGCAGCAGCAGCAACAAGACGAGCUGAGCGGUACCCUAGAGGAGGGUAGUCAACUUUUAAAUGGAGGCAUCCAGCGUGGUAAUACUGGUGUGGGAGGCUGUGGUUCGAGCGGGAGGAAUGAGUCGCUUAACUCACCCACCACCAAGAGAAAGAGGGUGAAGUUCACCACCUUUUCCAAUGUCAAGUCUAGUAAUGGAUGUCCUGUGCUCAGUCCAUUAGCACUAGUGCAGACCAGUGAGAUAAAAUGGGUAUGUCCGGACAUCGAGCUUGGGGACUCAAAGGAUCUUAGGAACUACAUGGAAAAGCUUAAUGAGAAUGCAAUUAAGAACAUUGCAUAG
Molecule: messenger RNA, 3255 nt
Organism: Plectropomus leopardus (leopard coralgrouper)
Lineage: Eukaryota; Metazoa; Chordata; Actinopteri; Perciformes; Serranidae
Product: transmembrane protein 132C
Source: RefSeq, a predicted model, not a curated record